UGCUGUACGAACGGCUGCUGUGUAUCAGCAGAAUGCAGAAAUAUAUACAUGGUUGCCACUGACCGACGGGAAACUGGCAGGUCUUUCCGGCGAGGAGUGAAUGCCAGGACUCAUGGGUUUCGCGAUGGCCACUCGACCCACUCCCAGCAUCACCGCUUCUAAUGACACUCCCUCGUCAUCAUCUUCAUCUUCCCCCUUCUUCAAACCCCCCCUCCUCAAACUCCCUCUUUUUUGGCCUUGGCAAAAGGUGAAAAUGGGUCCGCUCAGUGUAUCUCCGAUGGGGUUUGGGACUUGGGCAUGGGGCAACCAGCUUCUGUGGGGAUACCAACAAGCCAUGGACACUGAGCUUCAACGGGCUUUCAAUUUAGCCGUUGAGAACGGGAUUAAUCUCUUUGACACGGCUGAUUCUUACGGCACCGGCCGCUUGAACGGCCAAAGCGAGAAGCUCCUUGGCAAGUUCAUCCGCGAUUUUCCAGGGCAAAAGGAGAUCAAGAACAACAUUGUGAUUGCUACUAAGUUUGCAGCAUAUCCAUGGCGCCUGACGCCUGGGCAGUUUGUGAAUGCUUGCAAAUCUUCUCUGGAUAGAAUGCAAAUUGAACAAAUUGGAAUAGGGCAAUUGCACUGGUCAACUGCAAACUAUGCUCCUCCACAGGAAUUGGCUCUCUGGGAUGGUUUAGUGGCAAUGUAUGAGAAGGGUUUAGUUCAAGCAGUUGGUGUAAGCAAUUAUGGACCAAAGCAGCUUGUUAAGAUACACGAUUACCUUAAAGUGCGGGGAGUCCCUUUAUGCUCAGCUCAGGUACAAUUUUCACUGCUUAGCAUGGGUGAAGAUCAAAUGGAGAUAAAGAAUAUAUGUGAUUCUUUGGGUAUCCGCUUAAUAUCUUAUAGUCCUCUGGGGCUUGGAAUGCUUACGGGAAAAUAUACACCUUCUAAUCUUCCACAAGGACCUAGGGGCUUACUAUUCAGACAAAUUAUUCCAGGGCUGGAACCUUUGUUGAUGACACUAAGAGAAAUUGCACAGCGAAGACAGAAGACCAUGCCACAGGUGGCUAUAAACUGGUGCAUCUGCAAAGGCACCAUUCCCAUACCCGGAGUUAAGUCGGUAAAACAAGCUGAGGAAAAUCUGGGGGCUCUUGGGUGGCGCCUCAGUUCAGAUGAGUUGCUUCAAUUGGAGGAUGCUGCGCUCGCGUCCCCUAGGAAAAUGAUCCAAAACAUUUUCCAGACUAGGUGAACAUUAAAAUUUGUCCUGUAAACAUCUCUUUUCUGGGGUCAUUCCUUAAAGACGAUGAUGAUGUUUGCAAUUGCACUAAAAAUCCCAAACUGCAGAUGAAGUAGCGUGUGAUACACAAUAGGGAGGAGGAAACUCUUUGUCAAACGCCCUUGUCACCACUACAGCCAAAAACUGGAGCCCAAGAUGACCGACCAGCUAUUAGGGGAUGGGAGCUAGCAAUAGCAUCUAGUAAUUCUUCUCAAUUAAUAUUCUAUCUUUGUGAUCAAGACAACCCUUGAAAUGCCAAUACUAGUUUUUUCUCCUAAAUCCGACAGGUUAUCAAGAUUUUCCAGCGUCCAAACUGACAUUCCAUUUCUG
This is a messenger RNA of Diospyros lotus (date-plum), 1585 nucleotides long. RefSeq names its product pyridoxal reductase, chloroplastic. NCBI's taxonomy places the organism in Eukaryota, Viridiplantae, Streptophyta, Magnoliopsida, Ericales, Ebenaceae. Gene Ontology annotation, cellular component: cytoplasm. The record is from RefSeq and is a predicted model, not a curated record. The coding region runs from base 101 to 1228 and encodes 375 amino acids. The transcript is spliced from 7 exons.